AUGAGACAAAUGCAAGGACGCCACCACAAGGACGCCAUCACGGCAAGGACGCCACCACGACAAGGACGCCCACCACGACAAGGACGCCACCACGGUACGCCACCACGACGACGCACCACGACAGGACACGACAAGGACGCCACCACGACAAGGACGCCAUCACGGCAAGGACGCCACCACGACAAGGACGCGGGACGCCAUCACGGCAAGGACGCCAUCAUGGCACGAGGACGCCAUCACGGCAAGGACGCCAUCACGGCAAGGAGGACGCCACCACGACAAGGACGCCACCACAAUAAGGACGCCAUCACGGCGGACGCCACCAAAGGACGCCAUCACCAAGGACGCCAUCACGGCAAGGACGCCAUCACGGCAAGGACGCCACCAUGGCAAGGACGCCACCACAAUAAGGACGCCAUCACGGCAAGGACGCCAUCACGGCAAGGACACCAUCGCGGACGCCACCACGACAAGGACGCCACCACACGCCAUCACGGCAAGGACGCCACCACAGGACGCAAGGACGCCAUCACGGCAAGGACACCAUCAUGGCGGGACGCCACCACGACAAGGACGCCACCACAAAGGACGCCAUCACGCAAGGACGCCAUCACGGCAAGGACACCAUCAUGGCAAGGACGCCACCACGACAAGGACGCCACCACAAUAAGGACGCCAUCACGGCAAGGACGCCAUCACGGCAAGGCAUCAUCAGGACGCCACCACGACCACACAAUAGGACGCCAUCACGGCAAGGACGCCAUCACGGCAGGACUACCAUGGCAGGACGCCAUCAUGGCAGGACGCCACCACGGUAAAGACGCCAUCUGGAGGACGCCACCACGACAAGGACGCCACCACAAUGAAGGACGCCAUCACGGCAAGGACGCCACCACAAUAAGGACGCCAUCACGGCGGACGCCACCACAAUAA
Molecule: messenger RNA, 933 nt
Organism: Homarus americanus (American lobster)
Lineage: Eukaryota; Metazoa; Arthropoda; Malacostraca; Decapoda; Nephropidae
Product: histidine-rich protein PFHRP-II-like
Exons: 1
Coding region: 1-933 (310 amino acids)
Source: RefSeq, a predicted model, not a curated record